AUGCUCGGCCCGCUGAGAAGCGCGCCAGAGUCCCAUGGCGAGGAGGAAGGACUGUCGAUUCCGCUAGAGAAGCGGAGUGACGAUGCGGACAACAAAUGGGUUGUUGAAAAUACGCCAGAGGAUGCAUUCGAUGAGCACCAGCAAGAGCGACUGUCCCACACCAUGGACCCCGACUCGGGUGUGCGGCGCGGCCUCAAAAACCGGCAUCUGAGCAUGCUGGCGCUCGCGGGAAUUAUUGGCCCUGGUCUCCUUGUCGGUGCUGGGGGUGCCCUCUCGAAGGGUGGCCCCGCGUCCCUGCUCCUCGGCUUUGGCAUCGUCGGCAUCAUUGCCUUUUGCGUGAUGCAGUCCCUCGGCGAGCUCACGACGCAGUUUCCGCUUGGCGGUGCCUUUAUCCAGCUGGGCGACCGCACGGUCGACCGCGCCUUUGGCUUUAUUGUCGGCUGGAACUACUUUAUCCUGUGGGUCACUGUGCUGGCGAACGAGUACAACGUGAUUACCUCGCUGGUCACGGACUGGAGCGACAAGGUGCCGCAGUGGGGCUACUUUCUCAUUUUCUGGUUCGUCUUCCUGGGGUACCAGAUGCUCGGUGUCGAGAGCUUUGGCGAGGCCGAGUUCUGGCUCGGCCUCGCCAAGCUGCUUGGCCUCGCGGCCUACUUUAUCUUCUCGAUUGUAUACGUGUCGGGCGGCGUCAAUGGCGACGCCGUGGGCUUCCGAUACUGGAACAACCCCGGCGCGUUUGGCGGCCACGGCUUCCGCGGCGUGGCCGCCGUGUUCGUGUUCUGCUCCACGUUCUAUUCGGGCAUCGAGUCCGUCGCCCUGGCGGCCACGGAAACACGCAAUCCCCGCAAGGCCGUGCCGAGCGCGACGCGCAAGGUGUUCUGGCGAAUCCUCUUUGUGUAUGUGGGGAGCGCCUUUUUCUUUGGCAUCACCUGCCCGGCCAACGCCAGCGGACUGAUCAACGGGGCGAGCGAGAUGCUGCAGAGCCCCAUGACCGUCGCCAUCCAGCAGGCCGGCUGGGAGAACGGCAAGCACCUCAUCAAUGCGUUUAUCUUUGUGACGUGUUUGUCGGCCCUGAACGGCUCGGUGUACAUUGGCUCGCGUACUCUCCUGUUUAUGGCUCACGAUAACAAGGCGCCCCCGCUGCUGCGAUACACGAAUCGCCGGGGUGUCCCGGUGUGGGCCGUGCUGUUUACAAACGCAUGCGGCGCCCUCUCCAUGAUGAACGUCAGCACGGGCGCUUCAAAGGCGUAUAACUACAUCGUCAAUGUGUCGGGCGUGUCGACGUUCCUUGUGUGGGCCUCGGUGUGCUUUAUGCACCUGCGCUUCCGCACCGCUAUGCGCGUGCAGCACCGCAGUGUCGACGAGCUGCCGUACUGUGCCUUUUUGUACCCGUGGACCGCGUACUUUGGCCUUUUUGCCAGCGUGUUUCUCGCGCUCGUCCAGGGGUGGACCACGCUGUCACCCUUUUCGGCAGGCGACUUUGUCGAUGCAUACAUCAUGCUUCCGCUCUUUCCCGUUGGCUUCUUGGCCUACAAACUGGUGUUCCGCACGCGCUGGGUGCGUGCCACGGAGAUGGACUUGGACUCCGGACGCCGCUUCGACUUGGAUGACGACUAA
Malassezia sympodialis ATCC 42132 is the source of this 1617-nucleotide messenger RNA. RefSeq names its product Low-affinity amino acid permease (gene AGP3). The record is from RefSeq and is a predicted model, not a curated record. Gene Ontology annotation, molecular function: amino acid transmembrane transporter activity. Lineage: Eukaryota; Fungi; Basidiomycota; Malasseziomycetes; Malasseziales; Malasseziaceae. Gene Ontology annotation, cellular component: membrane. Gene Ontology annotation, biological process: amino acid transmembrane transport.